This is a messenger RNA of Prionailurus viverrinus (fishing cat), 8778 nucleotides long. RefSeq names its product essential meiotic structure-specific endonuclease subunit 2 (gene EME2). NCBI's taxonomy places the organism in Eukaryota, Metazoa, Chordata, Mammalia, Carnivora, Felidae. Gene Ontology annotation, cellular component: Holliday junction resolvase complex; nucleus. Gene Ontology annotation, biological process: replication fork processing; double-strand break repair; resolution of meiotic recombination intermediates. Gene Ontology annotation, molecular function: nuclease activity; DNA binding. The transcript is spliced from 9 exons. The coding region runs from base 1 to 1257 and encodes 418 amino acids. The record is from RefSeq and is a predicted model, not a curated record.
AUGAGCCGCGGCCGCAACUUCUUCCGCGCCAUGGUCCGCGCCCCGCCGACCGGAAGCCGCUCCACCGCCGCCGCCGGAAGCGGCCGGUGUCCCGCGCAAAGGCGUCCGGGCUCGGCCGGAAGCCAGUUGGAGGCCGGGCCGGCCAUGUCGCGGACGGAUGCGGGGAGGGCGGGGAGCUCGCGCCGGGGCGGGUGUCUGCGGCGUCCCCCGACAUGGGAGGUCUCGGACUCGGACGCCGAGGACCCCGCGGGCGCGGAGGAGGGUGCGAGGGUGCCCGGCCCGGCGGAGGGGCGCAGGGUAGCGGCCAAGGCGCUGCGGCCCGAGCAGGCCCUGCGGCGCGUGGCGGUGCGCGUGGACCCAGCCGUUCUGGAAGAUGCUGGUGCUCUCAUCCUGCUGGAGGCCCUGAGCACUCUGGGCUGUGAGUACCAAGUGGAAACCCAGCGCCUGGCCCGGAGCCUCAGGUGGACCAGAGCAAAGCCGGAUUCUUGCCCCCGCACCGUGCCUUCUGAGGUGUGGGACGCAGGUGAACAGGAUUUCCUGCUGCUCCUGGAGCCCGAGGAGUUUCUGCAGGGCGUCAACCAGCUGACCCAGACCUGUGGCCCACCCUGCUCGGUACCGUGGAUCUCUCCUGAGGGCUCCGCCAGCCCCCAUGUAGCUGUCAUUGGGCUGGAUGCCUACCUGUGGUCUCACCAGCCCAGCAACAUCCACGAGACGAGGCAGCUGGAGACUGCAGCAGUGGCCCGUACGGCAGUGGCACUCAGCUGGCCCAGGGUGGAGGAGGCCCUGGUGCUCCUGCAGCUCUGGGCACACCUGGAUGUGCUGCUGGUGGCCUCCUGGCAGGAGCUGAGUCGGCACGUGUGCGCGUUCACCAAGGCCUUUGCGCAGCGCCCCCUCAAGCAGUACCGGGAGUCCCGUGCCUUUUCCUUCUGUGUGGCUGGACGCUGGGCAGGGGGUGAACGAGUGGCAAGAGAUGGCACAGGGCUUCGGGGGGUCUGGUGGCGGCAGAUCAGGCAGUUCAACCGGGUCAGCCCCGCCGUGGCCGAUGCUGUUGUCACUGCCUUCCCCUCCCCCCGCCUUCUGCAGCAGGCCUACAGGACCUGCAACACAGAGCAGGAGCGCAUGGCCCUCCUGGCUGACCUCCCCGUGAAGACGGGCGAUGGUGCGCGGCCCCGCAGGGUGGGCCCUGACCUUGCCCGCCGCAUCUGCCUCUUCUUGACCACGACCAGUCCUGAGCUCCUGCUGGACCUGGGCUCCUGACCACGUCCGCAGGACCAGAAGGGGGUACGCUGCCUGCCCUGCCUAGUAACUGGAAACUACCACAGGCUGAGGGAAGGGAACAGCGCUGCAUGUGGGGGAUGGGAGGGUGGAAUGCUCAGUCAGGUCUGGCCCCCUGGCCCCGAGGGGGUGGUGCCGGGAGGAGCAGGAGAUGACGCUCUUGCCAGGAGCUGCCACGCUGGCUGGAGAGGGUGGCGGUGAGGUUCCCCUGCCCUGGGUCCUGUCCACGGGAGCUACGGGCCUGGUGCCCCAGCGGAAUGGUCAGGAAGGGGAAGAAGCGGUAAGAUGGGGUCUUGCGGGAGGAAAGACAGCCAGGCUGUCUCCUGGAAAGCACCGUAAUGCAGCUGGACCUAAUAAGGAAAGAGCCCCAGGCCUUGUCCCAGCACCACUGCGAGGCGUUGCCCAAACGCCAAGUUUAUUAGGGUCAUUUCAGCCUGGGACGGGAGAAACAGCAGCUGACGACAUGCAAAAGGCAAGUUAAGAAAGAGCCCCGGCUGGCGGCAGCCGCGGUGCCACCUCUGACGCGUGUCCUCCGCAGCCCACAACAGCCGCCCGGGCCCGCGGUCAGUCCCAAAGAGCCAGGACGGCCGCCCCCACACCCAACGCAGGAAGCAGGUGCCCUUGGACGGUUCUGCUUUCAGGAGCGCAGGGCCUGUCCCAGCCUCGGGUGGCAGAGGGACGGACCUCAGCUCCGUCCCGUCUGCUGCCCUGGAGCGUGGCCCAAAAGGGAGGGACGGAGAACGCGCCACCUCGGCCCGGAAAAGCAGUUUUCGUUGGGAAACAAGUUAGGUCCGUCGGCAGCGCUUCCUCUGGCAGCGCCGGGUCUCCGGGCCGCCGGGAUCGGCCGUGGCCUUGGGCGAGGGCGCGGGGGGCUUGUGGCGGCCACAGCUCAUGCUCAGGACCCAGCCCAGCUUGUGGCGCAGCACCUGCUUCAGGCCGGGCGGCAGGGGCAGACCCUCCAGCGUGUCCCCGGAGUCGGGCCGCAGCUGGCGCAGGCGGUAGCAGCACAGGAACUGCAGGGACGUGACGCUGGCGCACGAGCGGAUCACCUUCAUGCUGCUCUUGGCCGCCGUGGAGCACACCAUCGGGUAGAACUUCUUGUUCUGCAGCUUGGUGGCCGCCACGCCUGCGGGAGCAGGGAGCAUAGCCUGAGCUCUGGCCCCUGCGGGGGCUGCGUGUCCCCCGACGGCAUCCGAGGACACGGACAUCCCUGACGACUCUCGCGCCGGGGAUCCCGGCGCCUCAGCUUCUGUGAGGACAGCCCCCUGGGGAGCCUGGGGUGCUUGGCCUGGGGCUCCAGCUGCCGGCCCCGGGGGCCCGGGCCCAGCCGCCCUCACCUAUGCACUUCCUGUUCUUGAAGAAGGUCAGCGUGCCGUGCCAGGUGUCCAGGUGCACACCAAUGAUGGAGCCCUGGCCGAAUCUCGACGAGAAGCUCAUCUUGUCGCCCUUGUGGUGGAGGAGCCCUGAGGGGGGGCGGGGGAGGGGGGCGGCGGAGGGGUGAGCCAUGCCGCCCCGGCCUCCCGCCCGCCCCACCGGCCGCAGUGCCCCGCGCACCCGUAUAGGAGAGGCCCCAGCUGUCCUCGUCCCUGCCGAGCAGGCUGCAGAAUGUGUGGUGAUACUUGUCCAGAUCCACGUCUGAUGUCCCGAUGCCCACCAUCUGGGGAGAGCGGGGCCGGCACAGGGGGUCAAGGGCCUGCCGAGGCCCGCCAGCUGGGGAGGUGGGGGGCGGGCCUGGGCCCUGGAGGCACUCCUGCCCCCCGCCCCCCGGCUGCUUACCAUGUCGGUGCCAUAGACGGGAGAGGUCAUCUUGAUCUCCCAGAAAUGCUGGCCCUCCCCCAGCUCCUUGGUGCCCCGGAUGGCCGCCGUGCCGCAGCUGUACUCCGUGUGGAAGUUGACCUUGCGGUUGUCACAGCUCAGCAGGGUGGCCGAAGACUUAUUCAGGUCAUCCCACACCCAGUCAAAAUCUGCGAAGGGGGAGGCCAGAGGCCAGGGCUGGAGGGCAGGCUGGCCCCAGGCUCCUCCCCGCCCCCCCCCCCCCCCCCAGGGGCCCCCAGGCACUCACGCUCAUCUUCCUCGCCACAGCGACAGUCCUUGCCCCGGUGUGCCGCGUGCAGGCUGUUGCAGAAGGAGGCCUCGCUCGGACUGUCACAGUCACAGAAGGACUCCCCGGUCACGGGCACGGCGCUGGGGAUGGGUGGCGGCAGGGCUGAGGACUCGGGGUCCGAGUCAGAGUCACUGUGCUGGGAGGGAAAGACUGGUUGCUCGGGUGUGGGGCACUGCCGCCCACCAUCCCUAGGCCCGCGGGUCAGCCGCUCUAAUGGCCCAGGAAGGGACCCGGGGAUUUGGCCCCGGAGGGCUUCCCGGGUCUCCCACACACGCACUGCCCACCCUUGCCAGUGCCACCCACGGUGACCUUGGACAGCUCCAGCAUCCUGGCAGUGGCUUCAAGGGCUCCACCCCGUUUCCACACAGCCAGGGGCACUGGGCCUCCAGCUGACGUUGAGCCACCCGGGGCCGCCUGCCUGCUCCACCGCUCCUCGUUCUCUAGGCAGCUUCCAGGCUGAGGAGACGCCGCAGCCCCACCCGAGGGCAGCCGGAAGCAAGGGAGCCCCAGGGCGAGGGCCAUGCCAACCCCACGAAGGCCGUGCCCUCGGGCAACAGCCGGACUCCAGCAGGUGCCCCUCGCCGUGGCAGUGCCCGUGCACCCUAUCCACGUGGUGGGGCACCCUGGAGCCCUGUGGCCCCAUGCCACUUCUACAGUAGGAAAACACUGAGUGGAGACUUGGUCUUCUGCCUGAGGGGCCCAGUCGUCAGGGCACGUGUUCCGAGUCUUGAAGGCCUGAUGGUGACCCAGAGCCAGAUCCUUCUUGCAGGCCAGUUAGGGACGCUUUCUGUGCACAGGAGGUGUUCCUGUUCUAAAGACACAGGCCUUUCUGGACACCUGCCUUAGCUGUGGACUCCAGGCCAACCAGCAAGGGGCUGGGGACCUGGUCCGGCCCCACCCUCCAACUCCCUUUCCUGGCCUCUGGGCCCUCCACUCGCUCCCUGAAAUGCCCUCCGCGCAGCAGGCCGGCAGCCCCUGCUCAGACCCGGGCUGGGCCUGCCACACCUCAGCAAGCCACUGCUCUGAGCGAAGGCCCACAGCCUCCAUCGGAGCCCACCAGGCAGCCUCCCAACCCCCCACAGGCCUGUCCACUUUCUCCCACAGGGUGAGGGUGGUCCGCCUUUAGACCGCAGGUUCUGUGUGUCACUUCAGAGAGGCUCUUCCAGCCCCUCCAUCCCCUGCUGUGCUCCCCGUCCCGCAGAUCUCUCUCCUCCCUUCUCCCACCGGAGUGGAAGCCCCUCGGGAGAACCCGGUCCUUGUUUCUUUUCUGUUACAGUUGGGGCCACGGGGUUGUCACCCAGAAGCCGUGUGGCAGAGACCAAGUGAAGACAAUGGGAAAUUUCAGUUACAGACCGAUGCCAAAGGGAUACAGGAAGGAGACCCCAAGCACACAACUACCAUGGAAUGCUGAUCCCCAAAAGCCAAGGCAGACUGGCUCUACUGGCCAGGGGUGGACCCUAGCCCCCUUCCCACUCGGUCAGCAGCCAGGGUCACAGACCAGAAUAGAACGAGGAAGGGAGAGGCGUGUUCAUCCUUCAGAGGUUCUCAGGGUGACCGGCCCGCCCACACAAUCCAGUACUCCAGGCCCAGCAGGUGACAGAUGAGCAGCAAAUAUGUGUCAGAUGCUGUGACCCGGCCCCUGAACACCUCCCGCAUCUCCCAGUGAUGAGCUGGUAAAGGCAGGGACUGGCAGAACAGACUGCUCUGGGUCACGUGGUCCAGGGGAGCCAGAGGCAGGACAGGAAUGCAGGCCUCUGGCCUCUUGCUGGCUGGGGCAGGGAGGCCCUAGGAAGGGGCUGCCGCCCCAACUCAGAACUGCAGCCUCCAGGUCUGGAGGUUCCGUGGGGCUCGGCCACACUCACUCUAGAAGAGAUGCAACCUCUUCCAGAACACCUGGCUGCGCAGGGGCAAAAGGGUGGGUGGCUGUGACAUGGCAGACGUGAGUCGCCCAAGGAUCAUCCCUGCAGGCAGCCAGAGGGGACUCAGGGCAAAACCAAACCCCUGCCCGGGUCGAGGAGACUCAGGAAGCCCUCCACGGUGCCCACCCAGCCAAUAGGCACAAUGGCCAAGCAGCCCUGCCGCUCCAUCCUGGCCCGGCUGCGGCUGGUGCGGUGAGACUCGGGUGCAUCAGGCACCCUGCACCCCAGUCAAGCCACUCUGUGGACAGCUCCUGGCUCCUGGCCUUCCCAGAGCUCUGGAGUUGCCAACGGAGGAAAGGUGCUGCAACUCUGGCCUCCAAGAAUCGGAAGUCUUCCUACACACACGUGUGCAUAUGCAUAAACGUCAAAUGCACAUCUGUCCAGGCAAGAGCACACAUGUUCGGUUAACAAUAGCUACCUUUGGAGAACGGUCAGGUGAGUGGAACAGAGAAGCUUUUGUUGAAUAAACUGACAGAAAAUGGAAAGCACAGAGAAGGAUACAGCACCUGCCCUGGGUCCUGUCACCCCAGGACCGGUGGGUUCUCAACCGAGAUAAACUGCCCUCGGGCGCAUCUUCAUCUUUCAGUCUGGGCUCAGGCAGUGCCCGUCCUGGGCGUCUCAACCCUUCGGUCCAGCCAUGUCCACCUCCCCCGCUAGGACCUACCUGCCCAUCUGAGUCGUAGCCCCAGUUAGCGCUCCCCGCCAGAGCCACGGCCCGGGCAUCCGCAUCUCGGCGGGCUGCACUCAGGACGAAAUGCCAAGCUGUGCUGCUGCGAGGACGCCUGGCCAUGGUGGACAGGAUCUGGAAGAAAACCCAGGUUCUGAGCCAAGAAGAUCUGUGGCACCAACUCCCACGCUCCGUCCUCAGCCAGCGGUGCCAGGCCCAUCUCAAGGUGGCCGCUCUUAGGAGCCGCAUGUGUGCCCAGCCAGGGCUCUGGAACUCUUCCUGACCUCACACCUCCCUCCAGCGUGCAAGCACCUUGAUAAAAGCCAGACAGAGAGCAUAGAACACCAUCCAGACACCCAUGACUCCGGAGUGUGGAUUUCAGCCCCUCUCUGAGCUCAGCCUACUGAGCCCAGCUGUCCUGCCUGCGUGUCCCUCAGGCAUCUCAAACCUUGUCUGGCUCCUCUGUUGCCCAGUUUGACAAAUGGCAUCUCCAACCGCCCAGUUCCUCAUGCCAGACCCACCGCAGUCAUCCUGAACACCCCUUUCCUUCCUUGGGCGGUAGCCUAACAGCGUCACAGCACCUCCAAGGCGUGGCCUGAACACCUCUCCAUCCCUGCGGUCGCCCGACUUCCCAACCACAGCUCACCUUCCUUCUGGCUCCUCCCACUCCACUCAUUACAACCAAGGUUGUGUUCGGAAACACAAAUCUUAAAAAUUAAACAACCCUUAAAAAGCCCUGAAACCCCUCCAGCCUUGCAUCAUUAACAGAGAAUGCAAAUUUCUGCAACACCUUCAAGUUCGCCUGUGUUUCCCCAAGCCGCAAGGGCUCCGUUGCAGUUGCUAGCCCUGCCCUGCCCUUUACCCGGAAUGCCCUCCCCUCCCGUGCUGGGCUCGCAGGUUCCUUGCCGGCUUCUGUAACCGUCCCGGCGGUCCCCUGCACCGAGAGCUUCCGGAGCCCAGGCGCCCCCGCCCGCUCGGCGCAGGUGGCGGCCCCGCCGCAGCGCACAGCAGGCGACGCGCUCCCGACCCGGUCCCCGCGGGUGUCCGCUGCCGCGCGGUGGCGGGAAUUACGACGGGGACGCUUGGCACCGCCGCCCGCACGAACAAAGGCGCACCGGGGCCUCCCGCCGCCAGCGGAACCGCCAGGCCAGCGGGCGCGGGUGCCGCCGGCCGCCGCUCACCUGUCGCCGCCGCCGCGUUCCGCCGGGCGGCCGUGACCUACUUUCAGCUCCCGAACGAGACGUAAACAAUCCCCGCCCCGCAGCCCGCCCCCCGCGCCGCAUUGGCCCUGCUGCCGCGGCCGGGUGUUGGCGGGCGCUGGCGGCCCGGAGCAGGGGGCGGGCCGCGCGGCACAUGUUUCCUGCCGACAGGAUGCUGGGCCUGUCAAUCCUGACUCGACAUCCCUAUUGGUCACAUCUCAACCCGUCGGGGAGAGGGCCCGUGCGCCCGUUCGGCAUAGGGCGAGAAAGGGCCCAACACGGAAAGCAAGAGAGCGAGCGUGAGCAGAGAAGCCCAAGCAGGAUACUUGCUCAUCACACAGCCUGAUGUGGGGCUUGAACUCACAACCUUGAGACCACCACCUGAGCCGAAAGCAAGAGUUGGACACUUAACCGACUGAGCCACCCAGGUGCCCCUUGUGUUUUUGAUAAAAUAGUUUCUACUUAUGUUAUUAGUCUUGGUGCUGUUGUGUAUGAAGUGGUCUGAAUUUCAUUUCCAGGUAGAAAGAUCCUGUAUUUCUCUUACCGAUCUUGUGUCCGGGACCGUCAAACUCACCGGCCAGGUGUGUGCGUGUAUCUGGAUUCCGUAGGACCCUGUCAGCUGUGACUAAGAACGUGUUCGCUUGUUCUCUCCAGUCUGUGUACUACCCCUUUUCUGUUCCUUUCUGUGCCUCACUGCACGCCCAGUAUGAUGUGGAGUACGGAGGUGAGAGCACACCUCCCUCACCUGCUCCUGGUGUUGGAGGUGAGCAUUCGGCCCGUCACCAUGACUUCUGAUGCUCUGACAGGCAGAAUGAUGCUCUCGAAGAUAUCCUGUCCUUCCGCCGGAAUCCGGACUGUGUCGGGUUACACGGGCAAAGGGAGUGGAGGUGCUGAUCAGCCUGGAUAGUGAGACUAACGUGGGUUUUCCAGAUGGACCCAGUGUCACCACAGGGGUCCUUGAUGGUGGAAGCGGGGGGUCAGGAAGGGCGGGCGUAGGCAGUGAGAGGACCCCAACCCCGGGUCGGGAGUAGACAGGGAAGAGGCCAGGAGCCGAGGAACGUGGGCGCCUCCGGCAGUAGGACACCUCCGGGAGGACGCAGCCCCGCAGGCACUGUGGUCCGGCGUGGCCCGGGUCCGACUCAAGGCUGCCGGCACGAGGUCCGCGAGGAAACUUCGCACGGGUGUCUUUGAUCCUGAGGCCAGGGAAGCUGCCUUCCCGCGGUUGGACACUUCUCACCACGAACGUGCCGGGUUUCAUUCCUUGUUUCGCUGCGUCCGUUGAGUUGAUCCCGUGGAUUUUGUCCUUCGUUCCCCUAGGAUGGGCCGCGACGUCUUUUGGUUUUCAGAUGUGCGGCUGAUGGUGCAAGUGCUGCCGUAUUUGGGUUACUGAUGCUGUGUUACAAGGUUAACAUCUAGGUUCACCAGGGACACCGACGUCUAGUCUUCUGUCAGGCCCAGGCUUGCGUCGCAAAGGAGCUGGGAAGCGUCCCUCUGUCUUCUGAAAGAGUUUGUGAGUGAUGGGUGUUAUUGUCCAAAUGCUCCGUGAAGUCACCAGGCUCUUCCUUUGUGUGAACUUUAGACUUUCUGUGUUAAUUCAGUUUCUUAUUACAGGUC